Rosa rugosa (rugosa rose) is the source of this 885-nucleotide messenger RNA. RefSeq lists its product as uncharacterized. NCBI's taxonomy places the organism in Eukaryota, Viridiplantae, Streptophyta, Magnoliopsida, Rosales, Rosaceae. Bases 1 to 885 code for a protein of 294 amino acids. The record is from RefSeq and is a predicted model, not a curated record. The transcript is spliced from 2 exons.
AUGGCAGGGGACUUCAAUGAGAUUAUGUGCAAUGCUGAUAAGUCAGGAGGGGUUUCUAGGGCAACUGCACCGAUGAGAAGAUUCAGAGAGACUAUGAGUAAUUGUGAUCUACUUGAUAUGGGUUUUGUAGGGAGCCGUUUUACCUGGUCAAACAAAUACACCAAGGAAAGGUUAGACAGGGCUUUCCAAUCCCUUUCAUGGAGUAACAAUUUCCCGUUUAGCAGAGUGGUUACACUCAGUCCUUCUGAGUCUGACCACUGUCCUAUUCUGGUAGAGGUAAAGAAGGAUCAAGGCACGAUUAGAAGAGCACAGAAAAGAUUCCGCUUUGAGGAGAUGUGGCAUGGUAAUGAGCAUUGUGCAUCAAUAAUCCAACAGAAUUGGUCUCAACCUCUCACAGGUAAUGCUUUACAUCAAUUGGGGAGGAAAAUUCAGAGUACAGGUGAACAACUUCUUCACUGGCAUCAAAAUGAGUUUGAAAAGCAAAAGGUUGAAUUAUGUGUUGUGCAAGAAAAAUUAAAUGAUAUCAUGAAGGAACCCUAUUCCCCUUUGCAGUAUGAGGAACAACAUCUGUUACAUGUAAAACUCAGUCAGAUUUUAGCACAACAGGAGAAAUACUGGAGGCAGAGGUCCCGUGCUAUAUGGCUCAAGGAUGGGGAUCGUAACUCCGCUUUUUUCCAUAGGAAGGCUUCUAACAGAAGAAUCCGAAACACCAUUAAGGGUUUGGUGAACAGUGCAGGUGAAUGGCAGUUUGACCCAGAGACUAUAAAGAGUAUAUUGAUGGACUAUUAUAGAGGAAUUUUUCGUACUGAUGAUGUAGAUGAUUCUGCCCUUGUGGAGAUUCUCAAUGCCACUCCGGUGAAGAAAAACAAACGCCAAAAGAAAUAG